Molecule: messenger RNA, 729 nt
Organism: Endocarpon pusillum Z07020
Lineage: Eukaryota; Fungi; Ascomycota; Eurotiomycetes; Verrucariales; Verrucariaceae
Exons: 1
Coding region: 1-729 (242 amino acids)
Source: RefSeq, a predicted model, not a curated record
AUGUCUGCCGCGGUCCCCUUAGAGCCAUGGCCUCCGAAAUCUCUCUCCACAGUACUCAUUUCCGCCUCGGAAACGAUUUUGCCCAGCUACGCCAGCACCAAGAUCUCCGCCCCGGCUCCCCUCGUCUUCUCCACCCUCCUCGACACAUCGACCUAUCCGGAGUGGAACACCUGGUGUCCGAGUGUGACCGUCCGCUCUCAGCCAGACGCAAAUUCUGACAAUGGUUCUCCAACCACAGCUUCGAGUCCAGGUCCUCAGCCCAGUCCAGUUUUGCAAAAGGAUACCCACUUUACCCUGCACGUCAUCAUGGACGCCUCCAAGCCCUCAAAGACCACAGACACCCAUCUACGUGUCACUGACAUCUCUAUCCCGACGAAGCAAUCCGAUUACGUCCCAGUUUCACUCUUGCAAUCACCGAGCUUCACGCAGAAUCUAGCAAAGGUGUACAGGGUUGCGUGGACGGUAGAGGGCGGGUUCGUGGCACGUGGGCUAAGGAGUGAAAGGUUCCAUGAGGUUAUUGUGCUGGGCCAGGAAGAGUGUGAGGUUAGGACUUGGGAGUGUCUUGGCGGCAUUUUGGCGAGGACAGUCAAGUGGUUGUAUGGCAGGACGCUGAUGGAGAAAUUUGGGUUGUGGGUAAAGGAUUUGAAGGAUUUUUGUGAGCGCAGAUAUGAAGGCGGGCGAGUCACUGAGGAGAGUACGGUGAGGGCAAUGGUGGAAGGGAAGAAGUGA